Messenger RNA from Rubroshorea leprosula, 465 nucleotides. The record is from the annotation of a GenBank genome assembly. NCBI's taxonomy places the organism in Eukaryota, Viridiplantae, Streptophyta, Magnoliopsida, Malvales, Dipterocarpaceae.
CCCAAAACAACUCAUCAUCUUUCAUACCAUUCAUACCCUUUCUCUCUGGUGCUGGAUCAGAGAGAAUUAGAUAUGCAUUGGUGGAAGAAGAUGAGGAGACUAAGAAGAGUUUGGAUCUCUGUUUCUUCAAAAUUCAAGCCUCGCAAAUCUAAAGGUGGUAGAGGUGGCGGCAAAGGAGCUGCAUGCGGCGGCAGUGAUGGUGGUGGCAGUCUACUAAAUCUAGAGGACGAUGUACACACUUGUGAGUAUAAAGAUGUACAGGUGAUGUGGAACCUAUUGAAUAGACACAAGCUUGAGCAUGCAGAGGUGGCCACUGCUGCAGCAUUUGCUAAGCCUAUUAAAUGCAGCUAAUAGGCUACAAGAGGAUUUCUAAGAGGCUUUUCUUUUGGUCAAAAAACAGAACUGUCUCCCAUUAUCUUCUACCUUGUUUUGUUCAAUCCUACAUAAUCAACUAGAGGUUCCUAG